Messenger RNA from Rodentolepis nana, 1029 nucleotides. The record is from the annotation of a GenBank genome assembly. NCBI's taxonomy places the organism in Eukaryota, Metazoa, Platyhelminthes, Cestoda, Cyclophyllidea, Hymenolepididae.
AUGCUUCCCCUAAUUCUCACUGAUGAACAGACUCCGUUACACAUCGCCACACUAUGUGGAAGCGCUGAAAUGGUGUACCUUCUUUUGAAAUUUGGUGCUGAUCCCAACACAGCAACACGCGAUGCCUACACUUCUCUCCACAUUGCUGCCAAGGAUGGUCGAGCUGAUAUUGUCCAAUGUCUUCUAGCCAAUGGAGCAGAUUCUGAUGCAAGAACUAAGCGUGGCUUUACUCCACUCCAUCUGGCUGCCAAGCGUGGACGAGCAGAGGCUGGACGAACGCUACUGCAAGUGAUGCGUCCUGAGGCAGUCAACGCGGUUGGUAGAAAUGGCCUCACACCUCUCCACAUGGCUGCUCAUUACAACCACGUCCAGAUUGUUCAACUUCUACUGGAAUUCGGUGCUGAUCCUGAUCUAGCCGCGAGCAACGGCUAUACUGCCCUACACAUAGCAGCCAAACGAAAUCACCUGGAUAUGGCGUCCCUCCUACUAGCCAACGAUCGAGAUCCUAAGAGGAGCACAAAUCGGGAGUCGCGGUGUGGUUUCACACCUUUGCAUUUAGCUGCUCAGGAAGGCAGUACUGAUAUGGUUGGUCUGCUUCUCCUCAAUGGAGCUGAUGCUGAACACAAGGCCAAGAACGGUUUGACCCCAAUGCACCUAGCAGCCUUAGAGGACCACGUAACAGUGGCUCAGCAGUUGGUGCAAGAAGGAGCCAAGGCGACAGAUGUGACUCAAGCUGGCUACACACCCCUCCACACUGCUUGCUACGCUGGGCGUCUCAAUAUGGCGCGCUUCCUCGUUUCCCUGUCCUCUUCGGAUAUCAAUGCCAAGACUUGUGCUGGUUUUACCCCUCUUCAUCUGGCUGCACAACAGGGCCACUCGGAAAUUGUCUAUCUCCUUCUGGAACAUGGUACUGAUCCUAACGCCAAGAAUAAUGUACGCACAAGAGAGGAGUGGAAUCGUGGUCGAAAGUCGAAGACUUCAACUCCCUUAGAAGCUCUGGGAACUAAAAAUGAAGGCUGUACUUUGUAA